Molecule: messenger RNA, 796 nt
Organism: Fonticula alba
Lineage: Eukaryota; Rotosphaerida; Fonticulaceae
Exons: 2
Coding region: 127-723 (198 amino acids)
Source: RefSeq, a predicted model, not a curated record
AGAAAAAAAAAAGAAAAAAAAGCUCCCCACUCCCUGUUUCGUGUUCCGGAGCUUCGGCCACGGCUCCCCGCCAUUGUUGUCCUGCUCCUUUGUGUCCGCCGCUCGCCUCUUCUCCUCCACCUACUCAUGUCUCGCUUGCCUCUGCUGUUUGCGGCCAUCCUCGCCCUGUUGGCCACCGUGGUCUCGGCCGCCUUCGACCCCCUCUGCCCCGGGACCACGUCGACCCUCGUGCAAAAGCGCUUCGACUUCGUCCGUAACUGUCUGUACGACAAGGCGGCCAUUUGCAACUCCACCUGCCAGAAUCUGCUGGUGGACACCCUUGGCUGCACCUACAGUCGCAACACCUGCACCAUCAACCUCAUGAACUACAAGCUCCUGUGCCAGCGCUCUCCCUUCGGGACGAGCCUGCUGGACGACGUGCAAAUCUGCACCACCCCCUCCUUCAAGAUCGGCUUUGAUUUGCUGUUCGACUUUGACUUCGGGGUGCCCUUCAACUUCCCGGAUCUGGCUCCCCUGGACUGCACCGAUCCGCUGCUCCAGCAGGCCAAGUCCCUCUGCUCGAACGAUGGCUCCCCGCGCUUUUGCUCGCGUGCCUGUGCAUCCAUCUUCCUGGCUUCUGGUCAGUGCUCCGGUCUGAGCUGCACCAGCUCCCUCCCCCUGGAUUCCUGCAGGUCCCGGUUGCCGAGCUACAUCGGCGGCUCGGGCGACGACAUUUGCCCGUGAGACAGGCUGACCAUGGGCGUCGAGGUGUCGCCUGGGGUCUCUCCUGUUCCCCCCCCCCCCCCCCUCUCUGCCC